AUUCACUUCUCCACGCUGCCCGGAUCCCUGUCUCCUGCAUUCCCCACAACCCCAAGUGUGUGUGUGUGUGUGCAGAGUUUUCCCCAGCCUCAGCAUUUCCACUGAGCGAAAGUGAUGUCCUCUCCCCAGCCUGCCGGGGAGCGCUGCCUUCGUGUGAUUCACUCAGCGCCGACGCUGCUGCUGCUCUGGAUCUGGGAGGUGUGGACGCGCCGAGCUCGGGGGAGGAGGGAACUUUCGGCCCGUCUCCAGUGACACACACACACACACGGGCUCUCAGCGCAUCAAGGCGGCCUCCAAUUGGGAGCUUCAAAAUGGAGCUGGCUCUGUUCAAUCGGAGAUUGCAGUAACCCGGGGUAGGAAACCCCCUUCAGAAACAGCCGGGAACAGAGGAAGAGAUGAUCUAUGGGAAACAGUGUCUGGUCAGGCAGCAGUCACCACCUUGGUUUCAAGUACUGACUGAUCAUCUGCCUGACACAGUAAACAGCUGGGAAAGACAGCCCGAAUCCCAAGUCCCAGAACAUCUGCACUAACACUGGUAUGUGUGGCUGGAAUUGUAACACCUGGAAUAUCAGCAGCAGCAACUGAAAUAAAUAACUGGAAUCCAAACAUCUGGAUGACUAACACCAAUGUUGGGGGAGAAAAAAACAGCUGGAAACCAAGCAACUGGAAUACAUAAAUCAACACUGAGAAAAGCAACCAAUGUUCUAACAUCCAGGAUAUUGACACCAACACUGGGGAAUAACAGUUGGAAUCCAAAACCCAGACAUUAAUGCAAACAUAAGGAAAAACAACUGGAAUUUGAACUCUUGGAAUAUAUGGACAGACUGAAAUAAGCUCUUGUCUGAGUGAACUUAUUAAAUGGUCUCUUGAAUUACUCCCCAAUGGAUUGAGGUCACCCCUUUCUAAUAGAGGACUCAGUGAGAGUGGUUACAUCCUGAAUCACCCCCCAGAACGACUGAGAUUCCCCUGUCUCGAAGUGGGGUCCAGUCAGAGUGAUGCAUCUAUCCAGCCUGCUGCCCCUUCAUGCCCUCUAUGUGACCCUGUCUCUCUCUGCACAGCACUUCCCAUCCUGGGGACACUAUGACCUGUGUAAGACCCGGGUCCACUGGGACCAAGGGAUGAGUUGGGAUUACAUGGCCUGCCAACCUGAGACCACCCUGCUCACCAGGUUCCUGAAGAUCAGUCUGGAUCCCCCCAACAGCACAUGUGGAGAGACCCCCGAGAUGUACUGCACUCUGACUAAAAGGCGUCACUUAAUUCCCAUCGAUCUCAACAUUGAGAAUCCAUACAUGUGCAACAAUGAGUGUGAUGCUCACACACCUGAGCUGGCCCACCCUCCCGAUCUAAUGCUGGACGAUGAAGGCAGGAUUCCCACCAGCUUUUGGCAAAGUGUGUCCUGGAGGAACUUCCCCAAGCCCCUGGUGGUCAACAUCACCCUGUCCUGGGGGAAGAGCAUUGAGCUGACCGAAGACAUCAUCAUCACCUUUGAGUCUGGCCGGCCGGAGCAGAUGGUCCUGGAGAAGUCCCUGGACCAUGGGCGGAGCUGGCAGCCCUAUCAGUUCUACGCAGCCGACUGCCUCAACUCCUUCGGGAUGGAGCCGAGAAAGGCCCGGGAUCUGAGGGCCGCCUCAGUGCUGGACAUCAUCUGCACUGAGGAGUACUCCAGGGGCUACGUGUGGAAGGUGGACAAGAUGGUCCGCUUCGAGAUCCAGGAGCGUCUGGCUCUGUUCGGGGGUCCCCGCUUUGGGGACAUGGCCUCACUGUACGGCCAACUGGACACCACCAAGGAGCUGAGAGAUUUCUUCACCCUGACUGACCUGCGGCUCCGGCUGCUGCGGCCGGCCACUGGACCCACCAGCGUCGACCCCCACAAUCUCUCUAAGUACUUCUACGCCAUCUCCAACCUGGACAUCCGUGGCCGGUGCAAGUGUAACCUUCACGCCAACAACUGUGUCAUGAAGAAAGGGAAGCUGAGCUGUGAGUGUGAGCACAACACCACGGGGCCGGACUGCGGUCGAUGCAAGAAAGGUUUUCACGGCCGACGGUGGAGAGCAGGCUCGUACCUCCCCAUCCCCAAAGGGACGGCCAAUGUCUGUAUCCCUGACAAUGACAUCAGUGGCUCAGACCCAAAGCUGACUCACACAAGGCCAAGUAUUUCAUCACUUGAGGGCACCAAUUCAGAGCAAGGGGGAGUGUGCGAUAACUUGCUAACACGGUGUGAGAACGGAGGUGUGUGUGAGGAGAACGGGAGGUGCCGGUGCCCCGCUCCCUACACCGGGCUCCUGUGUGAGAAAGUCCAGUGCAGGAAGGGAGCGGAAGGCUGCGUCUCACAAUCGGCCCGGGAGCCCUCCUUGCACCGGGCGCUGCUCUCGCUGACCGCGCUGCUCACCGCCGCCCACGGCCGCCCGCUGCUCUGAGCCGCUUCCAGCGCCACCGGAAAGCUGAGGAGAGCGGCAGGACAGAUGCAGCGUUUACUGCGGCGCCGUUCAAACACGCUCCAACCUUCCCUCUCCCCCCAUCCCCCCGGAAAGGAAAACUGCAGCUGAGGUCUGAGCCUGCCCAGUCACCCAGGCCGACUGAGGUGUCGGUGUUGGACUGGGGUGUACAAAGUUAAAAAUCACACAACACCAGGUGAUAGUCCAACAGGUUUAUUUGGAUCAUAGAAAGGAAUGGACAGUCAGUGGGGAAAUUGGACUCUCUGUGUCUCCUCACGGGACUCGGGCAGCACCUCAUAAUUCAUCCUCUCUAAUGUCAGCCGAUUAUUCCAGGUUUGUAGUUUGGGACAAAGAAAAAAGGACUGAGAUUUGGCCACCUCAGGACAUUUGCAAAGUGCAUUUGUCGACAUUGAAAGACCUUUGGAACAAGCAGCAAAAAUGUGACAAUGACCAGAUAACCUGCUUUGUGUUGUUGUUGUUUGAAGCAUAAAUAUUGCUCAGAAUGUCUGGGGUGAAAUCCCCAAUUCAUUGUUGACAGAGUGGCAAUAGUUGACAUCCAGUCGAGAGGGCUUCAAUGUCUCGUCUGAAAACAAAAGAUCACGUGACGCAGCACUCAUUGCCUUCAAUAGUCUUGCCUCUCUCUAUCUAUCUCUUUCCCCCCCACUUUGCUCCACCUAUUGCUCUUCCUUCUCCCUGUCUCACUAAUACCUUGUCUUUCCCUUGCUGUGGACAAUGCCUGCAUGGAAACCCAAGGAGAAGGACAGUGUUUGGGAAGAAUCUGCUCAGGGCUUCUGCAGUACUUGGAGGCUUUUCUCAUGGGGGUGAAAGGGGGAGGUUUCUGGCCAAUUUGCACAUUCUAGGAGGCCAUGAAAGGUUUUUCCUACAGUUUCACGUGGCGGAGAAGAAUUUGUUGACCAUCUCGCUUUCCGUACUUCAGAACAGCAGAAGUUUGUGUGAGUGCUGGGGCAAACAACAUUAAUGAAUCAUUGCUAUUCAUGGGAUCCUGGUUUGUUCAAUCUGGCUGCAAUGUUUCCCACAUUAUAACAGCGACUACACUUGUUAAGUAUUUAAUGGCUUGUGAACCACUUCUCCAUCCGCCGUCGCGUUGCGCUGAGUUUAUUUUCCACUGAGGGUUUAAAGCUUUUACUGCAAUAAAUAGAAAAAAAAACAUUGA
This is a messenger RNA of Chiloscyllium plagiosum (whitespotted bambooshark), 3609 nucleotides long. RefSeq names its product netrin-G1-like. Gene Ontology annotation, biological process: tissue development; animal organ morphogenesis; axonogenesis. NCBI's taxonomy places the organism in Eukaryota, Metazoa, Chordata, Chondrichthyes, Orectolobiformes, Hemiscylliidae. The record is from RefSeq and is a predicted model, not a curated record.